AUGACUAGUAUUUUCACAGCUGAACUCUACGCUAUACUCAAAGCUGUAGAGGUUCCAAUGCAGGGUACCAAAAAUUUAGCAAUCUGCACAGACUCAUUAUCAUCCAUAAAUUCGAUAAGAAAAAUGUAUACACCAAAUCCAAUAGUUAAUAAAAUCCAUGAAAAAUGUACAGCACUUGCUAAAUCAAAUACUUCAGUUUCGAUUAUAUUUAAUCCUUCACAUGUUGGUAUCAAAGGGAACGAGAAUGCUGACCACGCAGCAAAGGAAGCACGUUGUUCUGACCUUACAGAUGAAAAUAUCCAGUUGUUUCAAGACAUAUAA
Messenger RNA from Diabrotica virgifera virgifera (western corn rootworm), 321 nucleotides. RefSeq lists its product as uncharacterized. The coding region runs from base 1 to 321 and encodes 106 amino acids. The record is from RefSeq and is a predicted model, not a curated record. Gene Ontology annotation, molecular function: nucleic acid binding; RNA-DNA hybrid ribonuclease activity. NCBI's taxonomy places the organism in Eukaryota, Metazoa, Arthropoda, Insecta, Coleoptera, Chrysomelidae. The transcript has a single exon.